AUGACCAGUUUUGUUCUACUUGGAACUCGUCAGGUGCAUGUAGCCAUAGAUCUUACUAUUGACGAUAUCAUUGACGGGGCUGUGAAGCCUCCCCCCAACAAGUAUCCCAUAUUCUUCUUUGGCACCCAUGAGACGGCGUUCUUGGGCCCUAAGGACCUGUUCCCUUAUGAAAAGUACAAGGACAAAUACGGGAAGCCCAACAAACGGAAAGGCUUCAACGAAGGGUUGUGGGAAAUCCAGAACAACCCUCAUGCCAGCUACAGCGCACCUCCGCCCCUGAGCUCCUCCGACAGCGAAGUUGCUGAUAUCGACCCCAUCAGUGGAGGAGGAGGAGGAGGAAGCGACGUUCCCGGGGAGGAAGGCUCUGCCCCAACUGCGGGUGUCGGUGCAGCAGGAAUGACUAUGGAGAAGGCGGAGAGUGAUGAGUCGGACAAAGGAAGCGAUCACAGCAGCAUGAAGCGGAAAUCAUUAGCCAUGAAAAUGCCGGUAGCGAAACGGCCCCGGAAAUCUUCGAGUGACCUUGACCAGGCCAGCCCCUCUCCUUCGGAGGAGGAGAACUCCGAGAGCUCUUCUGAAUCCGAGAAGUACAGUGACCAGGACUUCACUCCAGAGAAGAAGCCACCUCCUAGGACUUCGCGGCGGGCACCUGCUGGAGGGUGGAAGAAAAAGAAAAUCGAAUCAGCCUCCGACUCUGACAGCAAGGCAGAUUCCGAGGAGGAGGAGGAGGACAAUGACAGAGAGGGCACCAGGGCGCUCACUCCCAAGUCCGAUUCUGACUCCAACUCAGAUGAGUCUGUCAAGAAGCCUUCCCGCGGAAGGAAGCCCUCUGCCGAAAAGCCUCCGCGCAAGCCCCGUGGGCGGAAACCUAAACUAGAGAGACUUCCCAGCAGCUCCAGCAGUGACAGCGACAGCGACGUGGAUCGCAUCAGUGAAUGGAAGCGGCGGGAUGAGGAACGCCGGCGAGAGCUGGAAGAGAAACGGAAGCGUGAGCAGGAACAGGAGCUGCGCCGGUUGCGGGAACAGGAACGGGAGGAGAAAGAGAGGAAGAAGGAGAAGGCUGAGAAAGGGGAGGUGGAGGGCGCAGACAGCGACAGCAGCGCAGACAGCGAAGUCCCUAGAAAAAGCAAGAAGGGCCAGCCCAAGGCCCCCUCUUCCUCUGACUCAGAUGCGGAGAAAGAGAUGAAAAAGCUGCCAAAAAAGCAGCUGUCCUCAGAACUUUUAAAGAAAUCAAGUCAAAAGGAGAAGCGAGGCCACGGAGAUGAGAAGUCACGGAACAAAUCUCUGAAAGCGGAACGAGGCAGGAAGAAGCCCGAUUUGCUGCCGGAAAGAAAGGUGGAGAAGAAAAAAGAGCCAACUGUUGAGGAGAAGCUCCAGAAGUUGCACAGCGAGAUCAAGUUUGCUCUCAAAGUUGACAACCCGGACAUCAAGAGGUGUUUGAGUGCGCUAGAAGAGCUGGGCAGCUUGCAGGUCACUUCGCAGAUCCUCCAGAAACACACUGACGUCGUGGCCACCCUGAAAAAGAUUCGACGUUAUAAAGCGAACAAAGACGUCAUGGAGAAGGCCGCCGAGGUCUACACGUGCUUGAAAUCUCGCGUCCUGGGCCCAAAAGUUGGGGCAAACCAGAAAGUGCACAGGACUGACCUGGAGAAGGAGAAGGAGGAGGGGGGGAAGGAUAAAGAGAAGUUGCCGGCAGGAGAAACGGAGAAUGAGCAAGGCGAGGAAGAAAGCGCCGAUCUCCCGGCGCCUGUGAAUGGAGAAUCAGCCACCCAGAAGGGAGAAGGGGGAGCGGAGAACAAAGGCCAAGGGGAAGACUGGACUUUGGGAGAUGGCAAGAGAGGCACAUCCCCCGAAGACACCCACAAUGAAGCGCAAGACUAUCCUGAGACGGACCGGGCAGGGACAGAGCGAGGGAGAGUCCACCCAGAGUCGGACUCGGCGGACGAAGACGACGAGAGUUGAGGGCAGCCAAAAGCCCCACGAGGAAGUGGCCCCGGAUUGUUGCGAUGCUGGCACGCUUUGCCCGGUGUUUCUGAGAUGCUUUUCCAAGCCACACAGUAGACAGCAUUCUAGGUCAUGUCCUUCCCGAGAACUCUUUCCCCUUUCUCCUUUCCCCAGCCCUCUCUCGCUCCCUCGAGAAUGAUGAACUUCUGGGGCAGCCCCACACCAUUGUACGUUUGUAUUGGUCCCAUGUUCUGCCCCCCACUUCCCUCCCCUCCCCUCUCCUUCCCUGCCUCUUGCCUUUACUCUUGUGAUUUCCACAGACAUGAAAUGAAUAUAUAAAGGGUUGUUUUUUAAUGAAAAAA
Messenger RNA from Python bivittatus (Burmese python), 2303 nucleotides. Lineage: Eukaryota; Metazoa; Chordata; Lepidosauria; Squamata; Pythonidae. The record is from RefSeq and is a predicted model, not a curated record.